Molecule: messenger RNA, 1676 nt
Organism: Dipodomys ordii (Ord's kangaroo rat)
Lineage: Eukaryota; Metazoa; Chordata; Mammalia; Rodentia; Heteromyidae
Gene: Ube2ql1
Product: ubiquitin-conjugating enzyme E2Q family-like 1
Exons: 2
Coding region: 10-495 (161 amino acids)
Source: RefSeq, a predicted model, not a curated record
CGGCGGCUCAUGAAGGAGCUGCAGGACAUCGCGCGCCUGAGCGACCGCUUCAUCUCGGUGGAGCUGGUGGACGAGAGCCUCUUCGACUGGAACGUGAAGCUGCACCAGGUGGACAAGGACUCGGUGCUGUGGCAGGACAUGAAGGAGACCAACACCGAGUUCAUCCUGCUCAACCUCACCUUCCCCGACAACUUCCCCUUCUCGCCGCCCUUCAUGCGGGUGCUCAGCCCGCGCCUGGAGAACGGCUACGUGCUGGACGGCGGCGCCAUCUGCAUGGAGCUGCUCACGCCGCGCGGCUGGUCCAGCGCCUACACCGUGGAGGCCGUCAUGCGCCAGUUCGCCGCCAGCUUGGUCAAGGGCCAGGGACGGAUCUGCAGAAAAGCCGGCAAGUCAAAAAAAUCCUUCAGUCGCAAGGAAGCCGAAGCUACCUUUAAGAGUUUGGUGAAGACUCACGAAAAAUACGGCUGGGUCACCCCGCCCGUGUCCGAUGGCUGAGGAGCCCCCAGCCUGCCGGCGAGCCGCCCGUCCACACAUCCACGCCCAGCCACCUCCAUGCCGCUCACCCUCCAUCCUUUUCUACUCCAGCCAGAACUGCGUCCUGAAUGCAAAGGACACCUUUAAGUUAUUUAUGAACCGAUGUGUUUACAGAGAGAACGGGUCCGGAUUGGAUUUCCAUGAUAAGUGAUCGAUCAUCUCUAGAACAGGUGUGGCCAGGGUGCGGUUCCCAGCCGCCGGCCCUCCCCCCACCCUGCCCCGUUGCCCUUAGCUUCUCUCCACGACAGCAGCUCCAGUGAGUCGGCGGGAAUCUCACAACCCCUGCUUGCUCCAUCGCCAUGCCCUGGCGCCGUCCAGCUCUCCUGGGAGCGCUGUGCAUCCUGGGCACCGCUGGUGCCCAUGUGCUGUGCUCGGUGUCUGUUUCUCUUCCUGGCAGGUCAACGUCACUUGAAGACAUGUCUUUCUUCCCGUGGCCUGGAGUCUGCUAGGAUGACAUUUAGACUUCAUUUGUGCUCUGCACUUUGGCUCGUGAAAACUCAGAUCUAACAUUGCCAGACCCUAGCGAUUUCAAAUUGACAACUGCCCGCUCGGUCAAACCGUGCUCUCUCGUGCUGAUUUUGUGGUGUGCUGCUGUCCUCAGCUAAAUCAGUGCCAUUCGAUGAGAUUCGGGGGGUGCAGAGGCCCCAGGGGUGGUGGGGGGGGACAGGAUGUCCCCACGGGAUCAGAGGAGAAAGAACUUCAGAGAGUAGGAAAUGAUCCCACGAUGGCGCGUUUGUGUCCCUGCCUUCUCUCAACCAUCCAAAGCAAAAGACAAUUUCCCAUUCACUGCGGUCAUCUGACUCAUCUUAUCACCUGUGCUUCGUGACAGGGAACACCAGAACUGCCAAGGACACCAAGUGACCCUGCGAGGAUUUGCAUGACCGGGUCUGUUUCUUCACCCAGUAGUCUCUUGUGUGCCCCGAGGUCGAGAUAUGAGCACCCUCACUGUGUACAAUUCCUGUUAUUUAAUCUCUCCACUGUGUCAUUUUUCUCUUCUGUUAAGUUACCUAGACCUUUCUGAGAAACUCCAUGAAAUGAGGAAAUGCUGUUUAUAAUAACAUACAGAAAGAGGUAAAAUGUUCAUUCCAAGUGGAAAAAAAAUCUUAUUGGACACAUUUUAAAUAAAAUCAUGCAUACCUGAC